This is a messenger RNA of Ochlerotatus camptorhynchus, 2689 nucleotides long. RefSeq names its product beta-1,4-mannosyl-glycoprotein 4-beta-N-acetylglucosaminyltransferase (gene Mgat3). The transcript has 2 exons. Gene Ontology annotation, cellular component: membrane. Gene Ontology annotation, molecular function: beta-1,4-mannosylglycoprotein 4-beta-N-acetylglucosaminyltransferase activity. The coding region runs from base 166 to 1878 and encodes 570 amino acids. Gene Ontology annotation, biological process: N-acetylglucosamine metabolic process; protein N-linked glycosylation. The record is from RefSeq and is a predicted model, not a curated record. Lineage: Eukaryota; Metazoa; Arthropoda; Insecta; Diptera; Culicidae.
ACGCAGUUUCGGACGGUCGCAAAAUUUAAUCGCUCGGGAAGUGCAUCCGAAAAGAAGAGAAAAAAUGUCACCUGAAGUGUGUCGCUAAGUUUUUUUUUUUGUUUUGCCUAUCCUGUAAAAGCUAAUCCAGAAAUGUAAAAUCAAAGCAAUUCAGCCGGCAGAUUAAUGUAUCUAACGAGCAAACGGUUAGAUGUCAAGCUGUUCCUAUGGGGCCUGUUUUUGCUGCAGAUUUUCCUGAUAUCGGUCUUCCUGGCGUUCGGUUCACUGUUGGCCAGCAGCACCCUCCAGCCGGAUGACCCAUCGGCCCAGGGUGGUCAGGCUGGGUCAGUGAACCGGGCACCAUCAUCAUUAUCAUUAUCGGUUGGCAAUCGGCCAACGUUCUGGUUCAACGUGAAAUUCGUCAACAAUCAAAGCUCUUCCAUCUCGCCCGAAGCCGUCAGACAGCGGCAGGAGGUGGGUGGUGGGCACGUCAGACACCCACGAUUCCGGCCGCUACAGCUGAAGACUGUCCCCAAGCCGGAUGAUUACACCAAAUAUUAUAGGCCCAUCUACUACCACGACGGAUACCGAGAGCAGACCCGGUUGUGUUUCAUCGAGGGAACCCACUUCCGGGUCGCGGCGGCGAAUAAACCAAAUAAGAAAACACCUCCCACAGGACCACACCGGCCUGCUGGGCACCACAUCACCAAUGAGACUGACUUUGAAGCAGGAGAGUUAGAUGUAGUAGUAGUAGCAACAGUAGGGAAAACACAAAAGCAACCAGACGAAGAAGAAGAAGAAAAAGAAGAAGCAACAGCAGCAGAAGAAGAGGAAGAAAACGACCUAAGCAAUGAUAUCCUACCGGAUGGCCGUUGUCGGUGUCAGCCGGAAUGGCACGGACCGGACUGCGGCCAACCGGAGGUGCUCUGGAGAGCGUUUGUUGCCUCGCGUAUCCCACCUAGGAAUCAAACUGCCGCACCCCGGAAGGUGCCGAAGAAUGUGUUCUACAUUAUCGACGCCAACUUUAUCAGCGUGCAGAUGCUGGAAAUCCAGCUCAUGGAACUGCUGGACGUUGUGAGCUUGUUUAUACUGUGCGAUCGGCAGCUGCCCGUGGCCGAUGGAAUGAAGAGUGAGACCUAUACGAUAGGACCGCAUGUGAUGAGUACUGAUUUUUUGAAAGCCAAUUUGAACAAGAUUCUCCUGUUGGAGGAUCCUACCUGUAGCGGACGGAACAUCUUCCGGAAAUUGAAGAAGUUCGUCCGCAAAAGUGAUAUGCACGUGGAAGAUGUUCUGCUAUACAGCCGAACGGACGAGAUACUGAAUCGACGGGCGGUGAACUACUUCCGCUGGUACGACAACUGGCCUCAACCGGUUCGAUUCCGGCUGAAGUACAACGUGUUCGGCUUCUUCUGGCAGCAUCCGGAGAGCACCCUGAUCGGAAGUGCCGCCUGUCAAUUAAGUACUGUGGAUGAAGCUUAUCGAUCCGACCCGGAAGCACUACUUCGGAUCGACAAGCCGGUGAUGCUUAUUGGUGAUCUGAAUCAUUAUGGCGGUUGGUACUGCCGACACUGCUACCAACUGAUAGAUAUAGUAAAAUAUUUAGAAUUUAUAACCUUAGUCAAUACAACCACUAGCAUUAGUAGCACUAACCAAUCGUUGUCGUCGUAUCUUCCCGACCCGAAGAAGGGAACCGUGAUGAAUGUGGAAUACAUUCAAAAUCUGAUUGCCAGCGGGAAGUACUUCGAUGACAAAACGAAUCUCAACAAACUGCAGCGCCACGUGGACAAAUACUACGCGCCUGAAUAUGUCCGCAAAAAUAGCUGGCGGUUCGACAACAUCGUCAUCAACCUGUUUGCCCGCUGGGAGGAUAGCGUCAUCGACGACGAGUACUUUAGCUAGACGAAGCCCAGCGCGCAAUCCAAUAAAUCAACCAUCAUCAUCAUACAGCAACAUAAUCAAGUCAGCAAUCGAUAAACUUCCUAUCAUAAUCAGCCAAAGUUCGGUCGUAGCCAAUUUAGAAGUCUUAAACAAACAGGUCAAAAUUACUCAACUAUCAUCUCAUACUAUCUCACCACACAAACCACAAAAUCUCAGUUGACUCACAAAGAAGCGAGCUUGGAAUGAAUGUGCGAGGUAGGAUCAGUCGUCGGUUGCGUUGGAAAAGGGAAUCAACAUGAAAUAUACUCAAACGGAAAUUAGAUAGCGAACAAAAACAAAAUUUUGCCUGAACAGAAACGAAUUUCACUAAAUUAUUCGCCGCUAUUAGUUCCAUCUUCGAAAAUUGACGACAAACAUUAUUUUUAGGUGAUUGGCACACAGAAACGAAAUGAAAAAAAAAAAACAUAUUUUCAAUUAGACGAAAAAAUACACAAGAAUAUGAUAGCAUUUAAGGUGAUAGCACCGGACUAAAGCAAAUUCAAAAUAAAAAGAAAUAUAUACGAUUAAGGAAAAGUAGCCUAUUCGAAAUUGUAAUAAGAAACAACACCUAAUUAUGUAUACCUGACAAAUUGUAAAGUUACUAACAGAAUUCGAGAGUAAAUAUCGAUAGGACGAGUUAACUAAGUUGAGAUACGAUGAUUAUUUUACUUAAACCUGAAAAAAACGGAAUGUGUACGCGUUUUGUGAUUUACUUUGCUUCCUUUUAGUUUGUAAUUCGUGAAUAAAAUUUAUUUUCUGUCAUGUUGAUUCUUUCAGGAAAGCGUGGUAUUUG